Epinephelus fuscoguttatus (brown-marbled grouper) is the source of this 3634-nucleotide messenger RNA. Its product is annotated as sperm-associated antigen 1-like. Gene Ontology annotation, molecular function: heat shock protein binding. Lineage: Eukaryota; Metazoa; Chordata; Actinopteri; Perciformes; Serranidae. The transcript has 19 exons. The record is from RefSeq and is a predicted model, not a curated record. Gene Ontology annotation, cellular component: mitochondrion; cytosol. The coding region runs from base 31 to 2865 and encodes 944 amino acids.
GAUGAGAGUGUGGCCCAAACUGAAGCAGGUAUGAGCGCAGAUGCAGUUUUCUCUCCUCUAAACCAGUCCACAAGCAUUGACUACAGCGGGAAGGUCCCUGUGGAGCACCUGGACUAUGGUUACAUUGAAAAGUGCAAAGAUGUAAAAUACCUGGAGAUGAUCUUGAGAGUACUGAGAUCGGGUGAGGAGGGCAUUUAUCCUCAUCUAAUUAAGUUCUGUGAGAGUCACUUGGAGAAACUGGACCCUCUGAGCCGAGCCCUCAGGAAGGAAAAUCCUGUGACCACAGCAGCCAGCCUCUCUUAUGAUGAGUGGAGCCAAAUUGUUGAUGACUUGAAGAUGUGGCAGGAGGAAACCAAAAACACUGAGACAUCACUAAAACUGCAGUCAGUGUUUGAUGAUCUAGUGAAUCAAAAUAUGCCACCCAUAAGAGGUUCCAAUUGCUCCAUUUCACUUAGUCAGUCUUCAGAUCCAAAAGAAAAGAAGAAUUCUUCAAAACACACUCUCCCACGUGAUUAUGGAGAAUGGGACAAGUUUGAUGUCGAAAAAGAAUGUGAAAAAGUCGAUGGAAAUUUGGUCAAAAAUGAGCCAUCUGCCAUUAUAAACACAGGACACCCCCAAAUCAAGACUACAGUCGACGCCUCAUUGCUGACACAACAGGAGAAGCUCCUUCUGGCAAAUUGUGAAAAGGACAAAGGCAAUGAAGCUUUCAGAGCAAAUGAUUAUGAGGAGGCGGUUGCAUACUAUUCCAGAAGCCUUUCCAUUAUACCAACUGUGGUUGCAUACAACAACAGAGCCCAGGCAGAGAUCAAUCUUAAGCACUGGCACAAUGCCAUGAGAGACUGUCUGAGUGUGCUCGAGCUGGAACCAGCCAAUAUGAAAGCUCUGCUCCGUCGUGCCACUGUUUAUAAUCACAUGGGCAACUUCCAAAUGGCUGCUGAAGACCUGAGGGUGGUGCUUAGGAAAGAGCCGCAGAAUGCUGCAGCCACUAAACUUCUGUCUGAAAUUGAGAAGAAGACGAUGAAGGAAUGUCAGCAGCAAAGCAAAGGGAAAAAAAUCCUUAUCCAAGAAGUAGAAGAGGAAGUCAACAAUUGCAAUGAGACGAAAGCAGAACAGACUGCUCGUCCGGUUAAACCCAGCAAGCCUGUGGGAGGGGAGGAGAGCUCAGCUGCUCCUGCCGAAAGGGGAGACAUGGGUAACGCUCAAAAAAAGUCCCACAGCAGAGGGGACGGGGGUCCUCACAGUGAGUCCAACAACUCCCACCACGGACACUGGAAAAGCAAAGGAGGAAGCGCUGACAAGUACAGAGUCACACAGGAGUCCAAGGAAAAGGUAGCCAAUGGAACCAGCAAGAGGGGAUCGACAGCUUCAGUUCCGGCUGAUCAAAGCAGUAAAGAAACUCCGGUUGGAGGAUAUGCAGGGGAAACUGUCAACCUUGAUGCCCCAUGUGGAGCCCUGCCCCCACCUCUGGCCCGGCUAAAGAAUGAAGGGAACCUGCUGUUUAAAAAUGGACAGUUUGCUGAUGCACUGGAGAAAUACUCACAAGCCAUUCAAGGCUAUACAGAUUCAGGGAUUGAUAGUCCGGAGGAUCUGUGUAUUCUGUAUUCAAACAGAGCAGCUUGCUACCUCAAAGAUGGCAACAGUCAGGAGUGCAUACAGGAUUGUACGAGAGCCCUGGAGCUGCAGUCAUUCUCCCUCAAGCCUCUCCUGCGCAGGGCCAUGGCUUAUGAGUCCCUGGAGCGCUACCGUAAGGCCUACGUGGAUUACAAGACAGUACUGCAGAUAGACAUCAGUGUGCAGGCAGCACACGACAGCGUCAACAGGAUCACUCGUCUGCUCAUAGAGCAGGAUGGUGCGGACUGGAGAGAGAAACUUCCAGAGAUUCCCCUGGUGCCUCUGUCAGCUCAGCAGCACCGCCGAGAAGAGCCACCCAGCGCAGAGGUCCUCCAGGCUCGAGCAGAGAAGGCAGCCAGAGAUGCAGAAAGGAAAGCAGAGGUCCGUUUUGCAGCUUUGAAGCAAGAAGGGAAUGACUUUGUGAAGAAGGGCCAAUUCCAGGAUGCACUGGGAAAGUACACUGAAUGCCUUAAGCUAAAGCCAGAAGAGUGUGCUAUCUACACCAACAGAGCCCUGUGCUACUUGAAGCUGGAGAGGUUUGCUGAGGCCAAGCAGGACUGUGAUGCAGCACUGAAAGUGGAGCCAACCAAUAAGAAAGCCUUCUACAGACGAGCCCUGGCCAAUAAAGGCCUUAAGGACUACCUGGCGUGCAGCUCUGACCUGCAGGAGGUACUGCAUCAGGAUCCCAACGUGCAGGAGGCUGAGAAGGAGCUGGAGGAGGUCACAGUGUUGCUUAGACAGAGUCUGGCCAAUGCAAACGCUUCUCCAGCCAAACCCAGAAAGACUGUCCCCAUCACUGAGGUUGAUGGUGACGAGGAAAUGACAGGCUUUUCUUACUCAGAGAGCAGUCACAGGGGAGAGGACAUCACCAUCAACCUCCAGCCAACCAACGCCUACGAGUUCGGCCAGGCUCUGAACGCAGCUCGCAGCAGUGGAAACACGGCGGCCUGCGCAGAUCUGCUGGCCUCCACAACCCCGGAGAUGCUUCCCCAGCUCCUGAGCACCCAGCUGGAUGGAAACACCAUCAGCUUCCUAAUGCAGGCACUGGACUCCCACCUUCUGGAAAAAGACCCAAACCUGGUCUACCGUCACCUCAACCAUUUGCACACAGCAGACAGGUUCUCGGUUGUAUUGAUGCUGCUGGAGAAGGACGAGCGCCGUCACAUGACUCAGCUGUUUGAGCAUCUGUCUGCUGUUCAGAGCACAGAGUUCACUAAGAACGAUGUUCAGAAUCUGGCCAACAAAUACAUCUGACCCUCCUGCCCCUGCUCCCUGCUGCAUGAGCUGCUGCGCCACUACGACUCUUGGAUCUAUGCAAAACACUGCACAAGAACUGAGUACACAAAGGCAGGAAGCUGCAGAAUGUGCCUCAGAGCAACACAAUGGAACUGAGUCACAUUCACUCUCCUGCUCUGUGCUGUAAAUGAUCUGAUCACUGUAUGAUUAAGUGACAGUAUAAGGAAUAUAUUUUUCUCUCCAGAAUGUUUUGCUAUGCAGAUUUACUUUUGUACCACCACUUGCAUUGUACAGUGGGCAGACAGAGGGAUACUAUGGACCUUUCACUUUGGUGUAUGAAUAACUAGGGUCCAAUGUGCAAUGUUAUGUAAGGCUACAGAGAGUGUUUCCCUUACAGGCAGGUGAGUUAUGCUCAGGACAGGCUCAUGUUCCCAGAACUGAGCUUCGUUGUUCCGGUCCUUGAACCCUGUCAGUCUUUUGAUAUCAGUCAUUUAAUAAACGAGCUUCUGUCAGACACCAGCUAAGACAACGAAUUAUAUUCAGUGCAUGCUGAAUAUUACCCAGCCAAGGAACAAGCGGAGUCAUUUCCUACUGCAUUAAUAAAGACGUUUGUUGCUGCGGGUCAAAACCGUAAGAUAAACAGUUAUAUUAUGCCCAUUUGUACUCUAUGACCUCUGUGUGAGGAACAGACCUGCAUGAUAUCUUAUUGCUGUUCUGUUCAGUAUGAUAGCAGUAUCUGUUCAACUGAUAUUCACUGUUGUAGGAGAAGAUACAAUUUGUAACCUUA